This is a messenger RNA of Cydia strobilella, 6644 nucleotides long. It is a transcript of the gene Mbs, whose product is annotated as protein phosphatase 1 regulatory subunit 12B. Gene Ontology annotation, cellular component: cytoplasm. The record is from RefSeq and is a predicted model, not a curated record. Gene Ontology annotation, molecular function: protein kinase binding; phosphatase regulator activity; enzyme inhibitor activity. Lineage: Eukaryota; Metazoa; Arthropoda; Insecta; Lepidoptera; Tortricidae. Bases 385 to 2910 code for a protein of 841 amino acids. The transcript has 21 exons.
GGUGGCGCUGGGUGUUUUCUUCUUCCCGUCAUUCACACUUGAUAGUUUUUUACUUUUUACAUUUCGGUAGUUUAGUUGGCUGUAAAAUUAUUUUCGUAAUGGCUGCCACGCUAAAAGUGUAGCUCAUUGGUUAUGUCAUGUAUAUAAAAUCAUUAUUCGUAAGUGUUACAUGUGUAAUUCAACAAGUGUUAUGAACAAUGAUCGCAUGAAAGGAGUCUUAGUCUCAUUCUCGCAGGGACGUUUCUUCUUUCAUGUUUCCUUUUUUGGCAAUUAAGUUAUGGACUCGGCGUUUGUGUACUAUAUGUAAUAAAAACAUAAUCUAUGCGUCGUGAAAAGUGUUCUCUGGGACCAUAUUGAGUGGAAAGUGUUUCGAGAGAGUUGAAAAUGACGGAUACGCGUUCGUCGUCUGCGUUGUUCAAGCGCGCGGAGCAGCUGCGGCGAUGGGAGGAAUCCGACACCAAUAAACAGAGCCCGACUCCUAAGCGGGCGUCGAGGAUCCAGUUUUCCUCCGGGAUCGUGUUCCUGGCAGCAUGCACGUCGGGCGACAAGGACGAGGUGCAGCGACUCCUGAAAGCGGGAGCCGACAUCAACACUGCGAACGUGGACGGGCUGACAGCUCUGCACCAGGCAUGCAUCGACGACAACCUAGACAUGGUGGAGUUCCUCGUGGCGCACGGCGCGGACGUGAACCGCGGCGACAACGAGGGCUGGACGCCGCUACACGCCACCGCAUCCUGCGGCUUCCUCAGCAUAGCCAGGUAUCUCCUGGAGAGCGGAGCUGACGUCGCAGCAGUGAAUUAUGACGGCGAACUAGCGGUCGACAUCGCCGAGAGCGACGCAAUGGAGCAGCUGCUACAGAAGGCUAUCGAUGAGAAAGGCAUCGAUUGCGAGAAAUCUCGUAACGCCGAAGUGGACAACCUGCUCAGCGACGCCAAGAAUUGGGCAGCGAAUGGCUACGUCGAGGUCAGGGAUCCCAAGACCGGCGGCACACCACUUCACGUCGCCGCCGCUAAGGGUUAUAUUGAUGUGGCCAAGAUGCUGUUGGAAGAGUGUGGCGCGGAACCCGACUGCGUAGACUACGAGGGUUGGACGCCAUUGCACGCGGCAGCGCUCUGGGGCCAGAAGGAAGCCGCCGCGCAACUGCUCAAGUGUGGGGCCGAUCCGCAUCUCAAAAACUACUCGGGCCAAACCUGCAUGGACCUAGUGGACCCGAGCAUAUCGUCGUGGCUCGCCGACGCCACCCUCAAGGCGCCGCGUCGCGUCAACAAUAACAACAAACGCAAGCUCUCGCCACCCCGGCACGAGGUCAAGCGGGUCGAGCUACAGAUCACAGGGGACGUGGUGAAUGACAAACCGCCCGCGCCGGAGAUCAUUAAGGACAGCAAGCCGCCUAAGGGGCGCGCACCUUCACCCGAUGCUGAGGAGGAGGCGCCAUCAUGGCGGCGCACGGCCAGCUUCAGGAAACAGGAGGUCACACGCGAGAACAAACCAGCGAACAACGCCGUGGACAACGACACCAUACUCAGGAGGACGCACAGUUUCGAAAACGACAAGACUUUCUAUCAGCGCUACCGCGACGUGACGGCGCGUAUAAAGGCCUCCUCCUGCCCCUCUAUACCUCCGCCGCCGCUCGCUGAGAAGGAGACUAAUGAUACUAACGAGGAUGUGCAGACAAGAAUAAACUCGACGGCGGAGAAGCGAGAGCGAGACGCCAACACAUGGAGUUUCACGUCCACCGCCGCCAACACCAACACAACCAACACCAACACCAAUACCACAACACAGACCACUGUCAGGAGCUCCUCGGACGCGGAGAACAGUAGCAAUUCCACUUCGAGCUCGGCGACGCCCACCAAACUGUCGCCCGGGAACAUUUUCAAGAACUUCUUCAAGUCAUUCGUGCCGCCAGUGCGCGACGAGGAAAGCGAGACGCAACGAAAGGCGCACGCCAAGCGAGUGAGGGAGACAAGGCGAUCGACGCAGGGCGUCACGCUCGAUGAGAUCAAAUCCGCAGAGCAGCUCGUGAAGAAAAAGACUGGCAAUGGCACCACAGAGUCGCCCCCGCCAGCUAGUCCCAAGAAAGAAGAACCUUCACCGGCCCCCGUUGAAAACAACUCGACGCGGGACGUAGCGGUCACCGUCGCGCUGGCGUGCGCGACCGCCACCGCCACCGCGACCAUCGCGCCGCACGAGCGCCGCCCGUCGUGGCGGCUCCGGCUCGACCCGACCAAUAAGUUUGAGCUGGAGGAUGCGGGUCGGCCGCGCUCUACGGACGCAACCGUCACGCUGCCGCUGCGGCGCCCGCCCGCCGCGAGCACGGCCAACACCGCCUCGCCGCCGUCCAAGGAGGAGAGUCGCGCUGGCGAAGAUGAAAAAGAGCGAGAAAGCAGUUCGGAGAGCAAAUCAUCAUCGAACGCAUCCCCCGCGAGCACGCAGGCCGCGAUGAACGUGAUCCAGCGCCGGCGCAGGCCCAAGCGGCGCUCCACCGGCGUAGGCCACGUCGACAUGGACGACAUUGUGAAUGAUCGCGGCGGGGGCGGAGAAGGAGAUGGCGAAACAGAAACUGUGCAGUCGGGAAGCGAGCGCACAGAGGACGGCGAGGAUCUCGACUACAAGGCGCUAUACAUCGCGUCCUCCAGCGAGGUCCGCCGCCUGCGCGCCCUGCUAGCCACCUCCGAGCAGCAGCUGCGCGAUGCGCGCGCCACAAUAGCGCGCACCAGCCAAGUGAAUCAAAAUUCGCUCUCAGACAUCGAGAAACGUGAGAAACGAGCAAUGGAGAGGAAACUAUCCGAAAUGGAGGAGGAAUUAAAGCAAUUGCAAAAGCUAAAAGCCGAGAACGAACGGCUGAGGGCCGAGAAUCGCGCCCUGACGCGGGUGGUCAGCAAGCUUACAAACUCGGCCACGAAAUAGUACCAACAAGCGCUCCAAGCCGAAAACCAGCGGCUAAAGGACGAGAACGGAGCCCUAAUCCGAGUGAUCAGCAAACUGUCCAAGUGAGCGCGGGCUUGCACAGGGUGGCAUUUGAACAGUAUUUAGCGGCACUAUCCUUUGCUCAUAUCAAGUGGUACCUAGUCUAGCUUCACACCGCAUAAUAUGUUAUCUGAAGUAGGCCUGAUGUGUUUUAAUCUGGAGAUGUGUUCGAAUGAUGAGUUCUAGCCGUUCUACUUGAAUCACUAAUAUUGGUCCGAUUUAUAUUUGAAAUUAAUUUAUAUUGAAGUAUUGUGUUACUCACGUCUUUAAAAACAGUUGCGUUGACACGAAUCCGUAAACUUAAGAGAAAAGCGGAUAGUUGCUUUUUGUAGUCUCUCCGAUUUUUCUUUUUUCCAAAGUUGUUAAAUAAAAAAAAAAAAAAAAAUAAGUCUAGUUCAUCAUUAUAGUCUACAAAAUCGCUGAAAAGAAAUAAACGUCCACCUCAAAAUACCUCAUUAAUUGUAAGAGGAUCAGUACCCUGGUUUAAUUAGUAUCACCAUGACAUUUCAGUCUCGAGAGUAAAACACGUCAGGUAAUAUAAAAUGAACUAGUAUCAGAAUCAGAGGUCCCCUUUGGUUGUCCUUUACGUGCCUCGCCUGACUCAUUGAUCUGGACUCGAAAAACGUUUUCAAAAUUUCGGAAAGAUGUGUAAAAUUUUGACGAAGAUCAACUGAAACAGAAACCGGCUAUUGCGUGAGAAAAUAAAACAUAACGGGUGUUCAAAACAUUCGGAUAGUCAUUUUAUUGGCGAGAUUAAAACUAUGGAUGAGAUCGUCAUAGUAUCUUAUUUUCCGCGAUAAAUAUCUUACCAAUUUUUAUAGAAUAAUUGUAAUUUUACAAACACGAAAACGAAGCAUAAUCUGGUUUUCUGUUGUCCAAAAGAUUGUCCAAUAUUUGCAUUUUUUUUACAUAUUAACUAAGAAAACCUUAAGGCAAAGAGAGAGAGUGACGUGUUACUGACAAUAAUAUGUAUGAAUUCAGGCAGGCUAAGUAUACGACGGUCAUUGAGAUGGUUUACUCAAAAGUGGGAAAAAUUAGCUUUUUAGGGUGUCACUGCGCGUAUCUAUGCCGAAUCGACUUAAGCAAUGAGCACGAAGCAAAACUAAUUGCAAUUAGGUAUAUCGCAUUAUAAGGAAAUAAAUAUGUUUCUGUUCAGUUUAAGCCGAUAUUACGGCUAUGAAAAAUAUGGUGACACUCUUAAAACCCUUCGCGCAAUGUUUAUUUUGCAUACAUCAGUGAAUGCGGACGAGCAUUGGCAGAUAUAUGUCCGUAUUGUCCGUGCCGCGGUGUGAAGUUAUAUUCCGUUUGUAUUUCUGUUUGUUAACUCUAGUUGUAUUACAGUCGGCCGAAUAUUUCGACCGGCUCUUGCCACAAUAUUUGUAACCUGAUGAAUUUUUUUAAUGAUAAUGUUUCAAUUGACGACCGAAUAUCAAAUUAUUAAUUAUUGUGAGUUGAUUUUUUAUUCAAAAAUGCAUUAUAAAAAUUAAAUUAUUAAAUGCAUUAUUUUGAAACCAAAUAAUAUACAAGAAAACGAUCGUCGAUUUACAUUAUUUAUUAAUGAAAUGUCAUCGGACAAUUACUCAAAUCAACUUAAAAAUAUUUUAUUCGUCAUUAUCAUGAAAUUAUUUUUGUAAGGCAAAAUGUAUUUAUGUUGAAAGUGGUAUCAAUUAGGAUCAGUGUCUGUAGAUUGUAAUUAAGAUUUUCAUUAACUAAAAAAAAAAACAAAUGUGCCUCUAUUGAUUCUUCCUUUUACGUUAUAAAGUAUUAUAAUAAUAUAUUUAUUGUCAGACGUACUUAGGGACAGGUCGGUGCGGGGUCGUGUGCCCUAAUCUCAGUACACCGAAAGAAAAAAUAGAACAGUAAUCUUAUAAUGAAACUCCGAUAUGUUGUACUAAGUAAGAGUCAAGCCAGCCGGGUAUAGUGGGUAUAGUCCCGUUUAUCCACUACAAUUUUAUCCUACAACUAAAGCUUAGAAAACUUGACUGUUGCGUUCGCCGUAAUCUACGAAUAGUGUAAAGUAUCUAUUGCGUGACAGUUCAUGUCAUGUUUCUUCAAAUGUUCGUUGAAUUAUAUAAGCGAUAUUUGGUUGACAAUCGUAAUGUAUAUUUGUAUAAGAGUAUUUGACAUCAUCUCUUCCUAUUAUAUUAUGAGAUUAGAGUUAUCGAAAUAAUGACAUUAAUACUACUGUCUGUGCAGUCACCUCCAGUAUUUGAGCGGGCGACUGUUAAAUGUGAUUUUUAUAAAACUUGACAUGAACUUAUACAAACUUUUUUAUACACGUUAGAACUAUGAUUCAUUGAGUUCCCCGCUUAGAUGUAAGUGGCGGUGACAUCGGCUUACAAAUCAUUUGUUUCACAAAGGUUCCAAAUCAGUUGUAAACAUUCAUGUGACCGGUCCCGUUGUGAAGUAAGUGUUGAAUGAAUGGUAAUACGCCGUCCCUAUAGAGUCCGCAGUGUUGACCCUGAUGUAUUCCUAGAUAAUAUAAGACGUGUAAAGUAGAUUAGUUUUAUGUUACUAUAAAUCGCGCUGCUGCGCCUAAUAAUUUCGUGUAGUUAUAUAUAUCUCGAAUUACUAAUAUCUAUUUAUAUACGCAUAGUGUUUUUAAGCAAUAGUUGAAAAUUGGAAAUGUGAUAUGUUAAUUUUGUACGCACUGAUAAGCAUGUUAUAUGAAUUUAUUUGUUUUCUCUUGUGUAUAUUUAAUGUGAGCAUCGGACUUUGAACGUUUCGGGGCCAUUCGAAGGACUCCUGGUAUUAUAUUAUUCAUGGACUAUGGAGUUACAUUACUAUUAUGACCAGAACAAUACUUAACUAGCACGCGUUAAUAUGAUUACAAUUAUAUGCUUAUGGGAUAUCGAAGGUCCUACUCCUAACUAUAUAACGAUAAACUAUGCAAAUACUAUCUUAAAGUUACACGCUUUUUGCAACGCGGGACUUUACAUUUGUGACAAUAAUAUAGGAACCCCGACCCCUCAGGUGGGUAUUUGUAUAGUUUUGGCUGAGCGUGGGCGAGGUAGAAUAUAGUAUGGAGGAUUUAACAUUGUGUGUAUCAAGUCGUAAGCGCAAACUACGUGCAUGCAUUCAUUUAAUAUAAUUCAUUUAAGUCAAUUCAAUUAAUUAUUCGCAUGAUCGUAUACAUAGUAUUAUGACAGGCCUUAUUUCAAUUAGGUACCUAUAGUUUAGAAUGACGUAACCUUGAUUAUGGAAAGGGCUCGGUGAGUGGAUGAAGUGAAGCCAGCGUACUCAGCUUAGCCAGACUAGUCGCGCGGCGUGGCCUCGCCUGCCGCGGUUGCUUGCUACCCGACAUCCUAAACAUAAGGGGAGCAUGCUUUCUGAUAAGUAUUUACCUUUUUCGCUCUGACGUGUAAUUGCGUCCCCUCUUUAAUUAGGGGACUUACUAAAAUAUAUAUAGGGGAUACUAUUCAUUACAAAUAAUAUGAAUUAUAUUUGUUUAACUAAUGCCGCUCGUGCGUAUGGUUUAAAAGCAAAGAAUGUAAUAAAUAAAAUUAUAUUAGUUUAAUGUUAUUUAAAAUGUUUACAAUGCCGUCAACUUGGUCUAUUGUAUUGUAUAAAUUCGUAGCAUUUUUUAAUUUAGCGAUUCUGAUUUUUGUUCAUUAAAGUUUUUUAUUUAUUUCCAGAGAUAAGAGUUAAAUGAAAUAAAUAUCUUGAUUAAUUUA